CGCGACGUGGACAGUUGCCCUCGCAAUACAACCAUGAAUCUGUCGUUGUACAGCGUCAAAGCGUUCCUCAUCCUCGACACGGAGGGACACCGUGUCCUCGCCAAGUAUUACCGGCCCAAGGGCCAUCCUCUCGGCGAGUCCAAGGAGCUUGCGACGCUCAAGGACCAGCGCGCGUUCGAGAAGGGGUUGUUUGCGAAGACGAAGAAGCCUGGAGGCGACAUCAUCCUCUACGACGGCAAUCUCGCGGUUUUCCGACACUCGCUCGACGUCAUCUUCUACAUCAUCGGCGGGGCGACCGAGAACGAGCUCAUGCUGCACUCUGCGCUGUCCGCGUUCUCGGACGCGGUGCACAUGCUGCUGCGGAACCAGGUGGAGAAGCGCGGGGUGCUGGAGAACCUGGACCUGGUGCUGCUGUGCUUGGACGAGACGAUCGAUGACGGCAUCAUCGUGGAGACGGACUCGACGACGAUCGCCUCGCGCGUCAGCCGGCCAAAGGCGGACACGACGGAGAUCGUGAUCAACGAGCAGACGAUCAUGAGCGCGUACCAGACGGUCAGGGACCGGGUCCAGCAGAGAAUAAACCAGUUCUAGACCGCCGCUACAUCGCUCUGUAAUCCCAAAAUGUAAUAUCCCUCGUCGUCUUGCUCUCAUUCGCGUUGCCCCACCUGAAGCACUUGAUUUCCUCGUUGACAAGCUAAAAGUGGGUAAAAUCCAUUAUUCAUGUCCCUCUUUGACUCGUACACUACGUGUACAUCAACCGUACUAAUA
Coniophora puteana RWD-64-598 SS2 is the source of this 768-nucleotide messenger RNA. Its product is annotated as coatomer protein. The transcript has 4 exons. Bases 34 to 591 code for a protein of 185 amino acids. NCBI's taxonomy places the organism in Eukaryota, Fungi, Basidiomycota, Agaricomycetes, Boletales, Coniophoraceae. Gene Ontology annotation, biological process: retrograde vesicle-mediated transport, Golgi to endoplasmic reticulum; intracellular protein transport; intra-Golgi vesicle-mediated transport. Gene Ontology annotation, cellular component: COPI vesicle coat. The record is from RefSeq and is a predicted model, not a curated record.